CUAUCAAUUUCCUUCUUAAUUCUGGAGUCGCAGAUUUGUACCCAAAAUUGUCUGGGACUUUCCAACUGUAAAUUGAAGCUGUUGGUUGAAAUGUUUCAUUUUAUUAGUUGAAAAUGAAAUUUAUGUUGUGAUUUUUCUUUUUUAUAUCUACCAUGUACAUGUUGCAGUGCUAUAAGAAGACGAGACAAUCGUAAAACCUGGUAAUAGUGAUCCCAAAUGGUUUUCGAUAUUGCUGGUGUAAGUGAAGUACUGUAUUUAUUUUAAACACACACUUUGUCUUUUCAAUGGCAAUCUCCUGGUUCAAAAUUGUCAUUUCCAGUGGCAUAAUACACUGUCUCAUUCUGACAGUUUUGUAAAAAACUGCAAUUUUCCAUGUGACAUUAUUAUUACCAUGUUAUCUCUACCAACUCCUCCUUUAGAAAUUGUAUGUAUAACAACCCCUUUUUCUCCUUUUCAACAUAUUCAGCUACAUAAUUUGUUCCACUUUCCAAACCUUACGUUGUUGCGUUCAAUUCUGCAUUCAAGAAAGACAUGUUCUUUGGUAAUUGUCUUCGGCUAGACAGUCUCUGCAACACAUCUCUAGUGAACGAUCCUUUUCCAUUGGAUAUGUCCAGUACAUCCAUUUUCUGCUGAUUUAUAAAAUCACUUCUGAAACUAAUUCCUGAAAUCAUUUCUGCAUGUAACUAGUGUUCAUGAUAAAUUCCGCAUUCUUUCAAAAAUGCAGAUCAAUAAUAUGCUCUCGCGAUUUCACUUUAAUAAGUAUUAUAAAUAUGUACCUGACAUACCAGAGAUGAGUACAUAGAUCUAGUCAGUAUUACUUAUCGAAAUGCGUACUGAUGCGUAUUCAGAUAUGAUAUAUACUAUAUUCAUUUAUGUAUUACAUAAUUCAAUAAUCGAAACAACCGAAACUGUCAGUCGAGAUUCCGGAAAAAAAGUGGCGCGAAAUUUGUAUCUUCUAAUCGUUACAAUUAAAUAAAAUCUGAUGAAACGAUAAACGAUUUUUGAAAAAUUUUUGUACAUUUAUUACAUUUAUUACUAAACUUGGAAAGAUAUUUUAUGAUAUUGGUCAAAUUUUAUUGCACAUUACUUAUGCCAAAAAUGGUUAAAUUUAGUUUUUUAAUCGAGAUUUUAAGUUCAUCAGCAAUAGUUGUACAAAAAUCGAAUUUUUGAAGAUUGUAAAUGGGGCUCUCCUUCUAAAUGAUACGCUACUGUAACACAAUAGCGGUACUUUCUCGAUUUAUGCUGGACCUGGAAAACGAGAAAUUCAACAGCGUAACUUACACAUAAGAUGAAGAACGCAGGUAGUAAUUUAGAAAACGCGUACAAAAUAAAAAAUUCGUCUUUACAUAAACAGUCUUCAUGUGAAGAAAAGGAUGAAAUGAAUACUAAUUGGUGGCUACUUUUUGGACUUAUUGUAAUACUCACAGCAGGAACAAGAUUUUAUAAAGUAACGGAACCACAGCAUGUUUGCUGGGAUGAAACUCAUUUUGGUAAAAUGGGAAGUUGGUAUAUAAACAGAACAUUUUUCUUUGAUGUUCACCCACCCCUUGGAAAGAUGUUAAUAGGAUUAUCUGGGUACUUAACCGGAUAUGAUGGAACAUUUGCUUUUGAGAAGCCAGGAGAUAAAUAUGAGAAUGUUAAAUAUGUUGGUAUGAGACUUUUUUGUACUUUUCUAGGUGCAACUAUAGUGCCUCUGUCGUACUUAAUUGUAUGGGAUUUGACAAAGUCUAUUCAGGCGGCUGCAUUUUCUGCAUUAUUUGUUCUCUUUGAUAUUGGCUUAUUGACAUUAAACCAAUAUAUACUUUUGGAUCCUAUACUAUUAUGUUUCGUGAUGUGUGCAACAUGGGGCAUGGCUCGUAUGGGAUCCCUACGUAAUGAACCAUUCACAUGGAAAUGGUGGGGAUGGCUAACUUUCACAGGAAUUUCGCUUGCAUGCACGAUUAGCGUAAAAUUUGUUGGUCUGUUUGUUGUCCUUCUAGUUGGGCUUUACACAGCUUUUGAAUUAUGGAGAGAAUUAGGAGAUCUUACAAAACCUAUUACUUAUGUUGGCAAGCAUUUGUUGGCACGAUGCAUUUGUCUCGUUCUGCUGCCUAUAGUAUUAUAUAUGUUAUUCUUUUACAUUCAUCUUUCUGUUUUAAAUAAAAGUGGAAGUGGAGAUGGGUUCUACAGCUCUGAAUUUCAGUCCCUGUUAGAAGGAAAUUCUUUAUAUAAUGCAACAAUGCCAAGGCAAUUAGCUUAUGGUGCAACUAUCACUUUGAAGAAUCACCGUACAGGAGGAGGAUAUUUACACUCUCAUUGGCACCUUUAUCCAGAGGGUGUUGGAGCUAGACAACAACAAAUCACUACAUAUUCGCACAAAGAUGACAAUAAUCUGUGGUUAGUAAAACGACUAGAUACUGAUGAUAUUCCAGACGAACCGAUACUCGUUAAACACGGUGAUCUCAUACGAUUAGAGCACGUUAUCACACAUCGUAAUUUACAUUCUCACAAAGAAUACGCACCGCUGUCAAAGAAACAUUAUCAAGUUACAGGAUAUGGCGAGAAUGGCACUGGAGACGCUAACGAUGUAUGGAAAGUAUUAAUAAUGAAUGGUAGAGAUGGCGACGCGAUUGAAACGGUAACGAGCAAAUUGAAGUUUGUACACUAUCUACACCACUGUGUUUUAACAUGCAGCGGAAAGACGUUGCCGAAAUGGGCAUACAGUCAGCAGGAGGUCUCCUGCAAUCCAAAUAUGAGAGAUAAGAAUGCACGGUGGAACAUCGAAGAUAACAACUAUGCAAAAUUGCCGAAUGUUAGUUUCCAAGUUUACGCACCAGGAUUUUUAAAUAGAUUCUUCGAAUCGCAUGCAGUGAUGCUACAAGGAAACUCAGACUUGAAAGUGAAAGAGGGAGAAGUAUCGUCGCGGCCGUGGCAAUGGCCCAUUAAUUACAGAGGUCAAUUCUUCUCGGGAAACAAUCUAAGGAUAUAUUUACUAGGAAAUCCAGUCAUAUGGUGGGGCAAUAUAAUAUUUUUAAUACUUUUCGUCGUUCUGUAUAUUCAUGCUUGUGUACGAGAGAAACGUGGUUGCACAGAUCAACCUGCUAUACUCAUACAGCGAAACAAAAUCUUAUGCGCCGGGAAAUGGUUGUUUCUCGGCUGGGUAUUGCAUUAUGCACCAUUUUGGGCCAUGAACAGAGUUUUAUAUUUUCAUCAUUACUUCCCUGCUUUAUUAUAUAGCUCGAUGCUGACUGGGACAACUCUGAACUAUAUAAUAGAAACUUUAAAUAUUCUGUUUCCAAACAGCAUUGGCCGCGUGAUUUAUCAUACGGUAUUAGUUUUCGUUAUUUCGAGUACCGUGUAUAGUUUCUACUUGUUUUCACCGUUAGCGUAUGGUAUGGUUGGUCUAUCUGCACAAGACCCUGAAAGUCCAAUGCAUUCCUUAAGAUGGAUGGAUACCUGGGAAUUUUAACGAAGUUAGAAACAAUUAGCAACAGUUUUAUAAAUUAAGUUACUCGUGUAUCGCGUUAACAAUUGGGUAAUUAUUUCGACUCUUUUAACUCCUUGCCGUACUAUUUUCUUUACAAUUACAAUAAUUAGAAUCUUUUUGGUCGCAAUAAUUUUUCGGACGAAAAAGAAACUUUAUAUUUAUUGCGUAUUUACACCUACUUGAAUGUUUAAACAUUGGUGACAAGAGAAUAGAAUUUGAUCCUAACAAGGCAAAUUUUUGAAAAUAUAUAUUUUUAUAGCAUUUUUUUACGCUGGAUUUAAAUCCGUAAAAAUUAAUUUUGUAAACAAAAUUUUGGCAUAACAAACUUUUUUUUUAAAGAUUAUCAUAGUGUGAAAUUCAUAUCCUUAUUUCUUCAGUAUAGAGUACAUAUACUGAAAAAAUAUUUCAGCUUGAAAACUUUAUUUUUGUGAAAAUUAUUACAUUUUUUGUGUUGAUGUGUUACAUAAAAUACACCUGUUGAGUACGUUGGACCAUCUUCUUCCUCUAAA
Messenger RNA from Megalopta genalis, 3975 nucleotides. NCBI's taxonomy places the organism in Eukaryota, Metazoa, Arthropoda, Insecta, Hymenoptera, Halictidae. The record is from RefSeq and is a predicted model, not a curated record.